Messenger RNA from Leptinotarsa decemlineata (Colorado potato beetle), 1710 nucleotides. RefSeq lists its product as uncharacterized. The record is from RefSeq and is a predicted model, not a curated record. NCBI's taxonomy places the organism in Eukaryota, Metazoa, Arthropoda, Insecta, Coleoptera, Chrysomelidae.
AUGAAAGCUAUGGACGGAAACGAGGUAACAAACUCCAUAAGAGAGGUUAGAAGUACUAGAGGAGGAAAAUUGCUGAUAACCAUGGAUAAGAACCAAAGGGCCUUGGAAGAGGUUAAAGAUGCACUAAUAAAAGAGGGGGAGAUGAAGAUAACCAGCCUAGGCGGAGAGACCGGAAUGGAGAGCAUAUAUAUUAGGGGAAUGCUCUGCGACACCACAAAAGAUGAGAUAGUGGACGCUAUGAGGACAGUAGUAGAAGCCUGGGAAGAGAACUGGGGGAUAAGUGAAACCAGACCGACAGGAAACAAUACAGUAACAGCCACUUUGAAGCCGCCAAAAAAGAUAGCAGAGGCAGUAGUAACCCAGGGAUUCAUAAAGAAUGGAGGGCCACAAAUUGGGCUCCAUGGGGUGCCCUGCUUUCANGAGAGGUGGAAGUGGGCGAAGGUCAUUCUCAUACCCAAGGGGAAUAAUCCGCACGAGCAACUGAAAGUUAGGCCGAUAUGCCUCAUCGAUUGUAUAGGCAAGCUAUAUGAAUACCUACUGAAAGACAGGCUAGAACUAGAACUUACAGAACUCGAUGGCAUAUCACCGACACAAUUCGGUUUUAGAGCUAACAGAUCCACAGUACAAGCAAUAAAACAUGUACUCAAACUUGCGAGUGGAGGAGUUCCCACUUGGGGGGCAAUCAUCUUUGUAGAUGUGAAGAAUGCCUUCAAUACCGCAAAAUGGGGAAAGAUUAUAGACAAGCUCCAGGAAAUCGGGAUCAGCGGCUAUUUGACAAAGGUUGUGGUAAAUUACCUCAGUCAUAGAACACUUAAAUGCGGAAAUUAUAUACAGGAAAUGACGCAGGGGGUACCGCAAGGUUCCAUAAUAGGACCGACAUUAUGGAACAUAAUGGAACUCAUUUUUAAUGAGAACACAAGAAGGGCAUGCGAAAAAGCGGACAGACAUACAACUGCUCUGUCCAAGCUCCUACCAAACAUGAAAGGGCCAAGAACGCAAAAGAGACGCUUGAUAUAUGGGGUAGUACAAUCUGUCAUUCUGUAUGCAGCACCGGUGUGGAAAAGCGUUAUGAGAGUUGACACCUAUAAAAGGAUGGUAACGGCAUCUCAGAGAAAAAUUCUACUGAGAGUGACGUCAGCCUACAGGACAGUAUCAGCAGAAGCCCUCUGCGUGAUUGCUGGAAUACCCCCCAUUGACCUCCUGGUGAACGAAAGAGGACGAUUGGAUGAGACUGGAGCCGCUGUCACAACUACUAUAAAAGAAAAGGAAAGACUCAAAACUUUAGAAGCAUGGAAGGGAAAAUGGGAGGGAAACGAAGAAAAAGCCCAAUGGACAAAGAGGUUGAUCCCAAACAUCUUAGUGUGGUUGAAGUGCCCCCACAAACAAACGGAUUACUUCCUUACCCAGUUCCUAACGGGUCAUGGAUCCUUCAGAAUGUACACCAAUAGGAUAGGCAAAACAACUGACAACCUCUGUAUCUACUGCAAGAAUAUAGACGAUGUAGAACACACCAUUUUCAAAUGCACCAGAUGGAUGAGGGAGAGAUACACCUACGAAGUGGAGUCGGGGAGGGACAUGACUCCGGACAACUUGAUAGAGGAUAUGUUAACAUCAAGAGAGAAAUGGGAAAAGGCCGUAAAAUAUGUUAGAAGUGUCGUCAAACAAAAGGAGGCAGAGGAGAGGAUGCACCAGUCCGAGGAAAGAGAAUAG